This is a messenger RNA of Botrytis cinerea B05.10, 1065 nucleotides long. RefSeq lists its product as hypothetical. Lineage: Eukaryota; Fungi; Ascomycota; Leotiomycetes; Helotiales; Sclerotiniaceae. The transcript is spliced from 3 exons. The record is from RefSeq and is a predicted model, not a curated record. The coding region runs from base 138 to 881 and encodes 247 amino acids.
GAAACUUAUCUUCAAAAAUAACAACACUACCACCCUUUAUAAACAUCAUUUUCAAUCAAAAUUAUCUUCAACAAAUAUUGCAUUCAUUAGAACAUUGUAUUUUCUACUAUCGUUUCCAACAAACACCAUCCUUCGACAUGAAGAUCAUCAUUGUCGGCUCGGGAGACACACUUGGGGCGGAACUCGUCAGACAAGCUUUUGCCAACCCCACCAUCACAUCUGUAGUAGCUAUAGCACCGGAUCAGACGGAUCCAUUGCCAUACCACCAUGAUGAUCCAAAAUUGAUAUCUCUCAUACUUCCCUUGGAUGUUCAAGGCAUGAGCAAAGCAAACAACGAAACUUUUGGAAGCAGUGCUUGUAUUUGGAACGUUGGACCAAGAACGAGGGGAUGGAGAAAUAAAAUUGGAAUAGACGAUGCAGCAUCAUGUAUCUUCGAACUACUGUCUGGAAUCACAUGGAUAAAAAGCCAACGGGAAGAAUAUCUGAGAAACCCCAACGGCUUGUCGUACUCAAACGUCGCUUUCCGCUUUGUCUACGUGAGCUCUUCGACCUCUAUGUCACCUCAGAAGCUGAAGAGAGUCCCGAAUUUGUCUGCGGUACAGGAUGCAAUAGAUAAACUAGUUCCGCCCGCAUUAGAAGUAUCACAAAGAAGAGUGGAGUCGUACAUCGCAAAGCCGGGAAGCAUCAUAGAACCCAGGUCCGCCAAUAAUUUGGGAAGAAUGAUGAAAACUGCUGGAUCAUGGCUCAAAGAUGGUUUUGCGUUUCGAUCCAGAAUUAAAUUGAGAGAGGUUGCAGCAGCGCUUGUCGAACUGGCAGCUAAGGGCAAUCAGAAUGAUGUAUUUUCUAACAAAGAUUUGAUUAAACUCGGAGGAGGUGAAUAGAGAUGGAUAACACGUGGUAGUUAGUGGUGGUGGAUUGGGAUGAGGCAAACCAGACAGUUUAAACCACUGGAGAAGCCUACUUCCAGACCAUAUUUAUGCAUCGGUACAGCGUUUACAAAGUAGCACUUUAGUGCAAUACUUAGCAACAUAAAUAUACUAUCAGCAGAAAUGAUUGGUUGUUUGA